Molecule: messenger RNA, 3420 nt
Organism: Scophthalmus maximus (turbot)
Lineage: Eukaryota; Metazoa; Chordata; Actinopteri; Pleuronectiformes; Scophthalmidae
Gene: jupa
Product: junction plakoglobin a
Exons: 16
Coding region: 202-2370 (722 amino acids)
Biological process (GO): cell adhesion; positive regulation of transcription by RNA polymerase II
Cellular component (GO): adherens junction; catenin complex
Molecular function (GO): cadherin binding; alpha-catenin binding; protein phosphatase binding
Source: RefSeq, a predicted model, not a curated record
UUCUCCUCGUUUUUUGUUCAGACAGGACUGUCGGCCAGCAGCAGCAGCAGCAGCGAGGAGAGAGGCGAGAAGUGGACACGGGCUGAGACGAGGAAAAACAAUACCGACCUGGGAUAAAAGAGAAACAAAAUCAAAACCGCGCCCGCGUGUUUCGACAGGUUUGCUCCAUCGUUGUUUUGAGAACGGGAGGCAAGGACGACAAUGCAAAUGGGCGACCUUGACAGUGGCAUGGUGAAGGUGGCAAAGUGGCAGGAGACAAUGUAUGGCCACGACUCGGGCAUCCAGUCCGGAGCCACCACAGUCCGAGAUGACGAGGGCGAGUACACCACCACCAAGCACUACACCAUGACCACCACUGUCACAAGUGACCAGCCUGAGUUGGACGCCCAGUAUUCUAUGACCAGGGCCCAGCGUGUGCGGGCUGCAAUGUUCCCAGAGAUGGUGGAAGGAGGCACCACCAUCUUGUCCACUCAGACGGACCCGUCCCAGAUGACUAACGUCCAACGGCUGGCCGAGCCAUCCCAGAUGCUCAAGACCGCCAUCAUCCACCUGAUCAACUACCAGGACGACGCCGAGCUGGCCACACGCGCUGUGCCCGAGCUCACCAAGCUGCUCAACGAUGAAGACCAAGUGGUGGUCAGCAAGGCGGCACAGAUUGUCAACCAGCUCACACGCAAGGAGGCAUCGCGCCGUGCACUAAUGCAGUCCCCUCAGAUGGUGGCGGCCGUGGUGCGGGCCAUGCAGAACACAAGUGACAUGGAGACGGCACGGGCCACCGCCAGCAUCCUCCACAACCUGUCCCACCAGAGAGAGGGCCUGCUCUCCAUCUUCAAGUCUGGAGGCAUCCCCGCUCUUGUCCGCAUGCUCAGUUCUCCCAUGGAGUCUGUGCUCUUCUACGCCAUCACCACGCUCCACAACCUGCUGCUGCACCAGGAGGGAGCCAAGAUGGCUGUGCGUCUGGCCGACGGCCUGCAGAGGAUGGUUCCCCUGCUGAAGAAAAGCAACCCCAAGUUCCUGGCCAUCACCACAGACUGUCUGCAGCUGCUGUCCUACGGCAACCAGGAGAGCAAGCUGAUCAUCCUUGCCAACGGGGGUCCUGAGGGUCUAGUUCACAUCAUGAGAAGCUACAACUACGAGAAGCUGCUGUGGACCACAAGCCGUGUGCUCAAAGUGCUCUCUGUGUGCCCCAGCAACAAACCCGCCAUUGUGGAGGCUGGUGGGAUGCAGGCUCUGGGUCAACACCUCAACGGCUCCAGCCAGCGUCUGAUGCAGAACUGCCUGUGGACGCUCAGGAACCUGUCUGACGCUGCUACGAAGCAGGAGGGUAUGGACAGCCUGCUGCAGAUGCUGGUGGGCCUGCUCAGUUCAGAUGACCUCAACAUGCUCACUUGUGCCACCGGCAUCCUGUCUAACCUCACAUGCAACAAUGCCCACAACAAAACUCUGGUCACCCAGAGCAACGGCGUGGAGGCGCUGAUUCACGCCAUAUUGCGUGCUGGUGAGAAGGAGGAUGUGACCGAACCUGCCGUUUGUGCUCUGCGCCACCUGACUUCACGACACCAGCAGGCUGAGAUGGCGCAGAAUGCUGUGAGGAGUCAUUAUGGCAUCCCCGCCAUCGUCAAGCUGCUCAACCAGCCCUACUACUGGCCUGUCAUCAAGGCUGUGGUCGGCCUGAUCCGUAACCUGGCCCUCUGCCCAGAGAACCAGGCCCCUCUCAGGGACGCAGGAGCCAUCCCCCGUCUCGUCAACCUGCUGCUCAAAGCCCACCAGGACGCCCAGAAACAUGGCUCAUCCGCCCAGCAGACAUACCAGGAUGGAGUGAGGAUGGAGGAGAUUGUGGAGGGCUGCACCGGAGCACUGCACAUCCUGGCCAGGGAUCCCAUCAACAGAGCAGAGAUCGCCAACAUGCAGACUAUCCCUCUGUUUGUGCAGCUGCUCUACUCUCCAGUGGACAACGUGAAGCGCGUGGCGGCGGGCGUCCUGUGCGAGCUGGCCCUGGACAAACCAUCAGCUGAGAUCAUCGACAGAGAGGGAGCGUCGGCUCCACUGAUGGAGCUGCUGCACUCCAACAACGAGGGCAUUGCCACAUACGCUGCGGCCGUGCUUUUCCGCAUCUCCGAGGACAAGAACUCUGACUACAAGAAGCGAGUGUCUGUGGAGCUCACACACUCGCUGUUCAAAAACGACGCCGCUGCCUGGGAGAUGGCCCACAACAGCAUCCCCAUGGAAGCAAACUAUCCAGAUGAGCUGGAAGCUUGUUUCCCAGGCUACGGGGGAUAUCCGGGUGAGAUUCCCCUGGAUGGCAUGGAGGGAAUGCAGGAGGAUUACGCAGCCAGCAUGGCCUAUGAGAGACAACAAAACCCUUUUUAAAGACCGAGAAGAAGCAGAGGAGGGGAAGAAGGGGCAGAAGUGGGACUUAAUGGGACAAGGAAGAAGAGAACAGAGUCACCAGUAGAGAUUAUUCCCUCUGCUCUCAGCUUGAUGUAAUAUAUGCAAUUAUCACCGAGUAUGGACUCCUAAUCUUAACAGGGCUCAACUUUGUUUCAUAGCCUAAUUUUUCUGAUUAUAAUUAUGGCAAUGCUUGUAGGUUUCUGUUAGAGAACCUUCUGUGUGUGUGUGUGUGUGUGUGCGUGAGUGCGUGCGUGUGUGAGUGCAUGCGUGUUUGUGCAUUUGGGUGGGUAUUCUAUGCCAAAGAGAUUUUUAUUUUGUGAUGAUAAUCAUGUAGCUUCCUUUUUAAAAAAAAAAAAAAGAAAAAAAAAAAAAGAGAAUAAUAGUGCAAACACUGCCAGAGGUGGCUCAACGUGCACGAUGCACCUGCUCACCGCUCUUCCUUUCCUUCUUAAUGCCUUUUGUAACGGACACUGCUGUCCACGCUGUAGUUCUGACACUAUAUUCUGUCAACGCUCUCCCGCUGUGUCACUGAAGAGUUUUGUCAGCACAGACUUGUUCUUACUCUCGCCACCAAUCCGGUAGGAGUGAAUAAACGAGGGGAUGUGGAGGUCGCUCGGCCUUUGAGAGCACUCUAAUGUAAUCAGCUGACGUGGAGUAAUAGGAGUGCGAGUGAACAAGAUGUUGGUCGUUUUUGUUUUUUUAAGAAUUGUUUCACAUCUUUUAUGAGUUAUUUACUGGGAAAGGUUUCAAAUUAUCCGACAUUACCAGAAUAUUAACAGAGAUUGAUUAGAAGCUGAAUCUCAAGAGAUGACAUGUGACUAUAAUACUUUGCAGAACAACAGUGUGGGUUAAUGGGUUUUUACGUUUGUUUAACAGAUCGACUGAUUCAUUAGUCGACGCGUAAGAUAACAUAGUUGGGGAACGGCCCUACAGCUAGAGCAAACUACUGACAGGGAAAUUUGACUUUCUACUAAAUAAGAGUUUUUACUGAAAUUUUGUUUAAUAAAAAUAAAGGAUAUAUGAAACGUA